Messenger RNA from Oncorhynchus gorbuscha (pink salmon), 13055 nucleotides. It is a transcript of the gene prkdc, whose product is annotated as protein kinase, DNA-activated, catalytic subunit. NCBI's taxonomy places the organism in Eukaryota, Metazoa, Chordata, Actinopteri, Salmoniformes, Salmonidae. Gene Ontology annotation, molecular function: DNA-dependent protein kinase activity; protein binding. Gene Ontology annotation, biological process: immunoglobulin V(D)J recombination; double-strand break repair via nonhomologous end joining; telomere maintenance. The transcript has 86 exons. Gene Ontology annotation, cellular component: nucleus. The coding region runs from base 91 to 12468 and encodes 4125 amino acids. The record is from RefSeq and is a predicted model, not a curated record.
UUUAAACUUCCAGAUGUAUUUCUGGUCGCGCGCGUAUGAAUGUUGUUGAUGUGUUCUAAGGAUACCUAGCAGUAGCUAGAUUGGUUUAACAUGUCCUCCGACGACAAAGUUAAGGUUGUUGGAGGGAUUCAAGGGCAUCUUCUGAAACUUCAUGCAGCUCUCUCAGAUGGCGACACAAGAGAUGCAGCGCUAAGAUGUCAUGACAUUAUCGGGGACUUGGGGCAAGAAUGCAUGCUAACGAACAGCGAGAACGAGCUGGCUUUACAUGCAUCCCUGUUGUUCUCAAAUGAAGAUGGGUUGCUCAACUUUCUUCGAAAAUCACUGGCAUGGGAAGAGCUCCGGGAUACAAGAGUUGAGACCAUCAAUCUACUGGACCAGUUCUUGCAGAGGAUAUCUACAAUCAUCAAGGGUUGGGAGAAGACUUAUGCCAUUGAGAUCAAGGACAUAUGCUUGGUUGUGUACACAAAGGACAAAGCUGCAAAAUGCAAGACACCAACAUUAGAUCUCCUGAUCAAGGUUCUCUAUUUAACUAAGGACUCCAGCAUUGCUCAGGAUUUAAAAGUUGGUAAAAUAUUCGACAAAUUCUAUUUCGAGCUCUCCUACAAGAACAAAAUGGCAGAUACAGUUCUCAGUAAAAUCUAUGAGCUCUUAGGAGUUUUGGGUGAGGUCCAUCCCAGCGAAAUGGUCAACCACUCAGAUAAACUCUACAGAGCCUAUUUAGGAGAGCUGAAACUUCAGAUGACUUCAUCGACAAAGGAGCCAAAGCUUACUGUUGUGGCUGGAUGUUUGAGAGGGAUCACGGCACUAAUGGUUAAUUUCACCAAGUCAGUGGAAGACGACCCAGGAACCUCAAAGGAAAUAUUUGAGUAUGCCUUGAAGACAAUUAGUCCUCAGGUGGAGAUGUGCCGUUAUGCUGUCACCUUUGCUGGACUGCGAUUGUUAGCAAAGCAUGCAGCUCAAUUCAGCCACUUGCUGAUGGACCACUACAGAGCCUUGUUUGAUGUCAUGUCCAAGCUGUGUGGACACAUCAACCAGGAGAUGAAGAAGACCAGUUACUAUGCCUUGGAGUCCUUCCUCAAACAGGUUGCUCUCCAGGUGGCAGAGAAUGUUGAGGAGCACAAAGGCAAGCUCAAGUUCUUCAUGCAGAAGUUCUGUGCCAUAAUCAAGACCAUGGACUCUACUCACAAGGAGCUCUCCAUUGCUAUCCGUGGCUAUGGGUUCUUUGCAGCGCCAUGUAAAGUGGUUUGCCCUCAAGACGUGGACCUGAUGUACACAGAGCUGAUUCAACGCUGCAAACAGAUGUACCUCACUGAGUCCGACGGAGAGGAGGACAAAGUUUACCAGCUCCCCAGCUUCUUGGACUCCAUUGCCAGUGUCAUCAUCCACCUAGACAAGAUCCCUGAGGUCUACACACCUGUGCUAGAGCGCCUCCUGGUGGUACAGAUCGACAGCUUCCCUCAGUACAGCGUGAGAAUGCAGCCCACCUGCACUCGUGCCAUCGUCAAGGUGCUUGUCGCCAUGGCAUCCAAGGGUCCAGUAUUCUGGAGCUUCAUCAGUUCUGUGGUGCACCAGGGCUUGAUUCGUGUUUGUUCGAAGCCAGUUGUCCUUCCUGAGGAGGGGGAGAACGCUCAGAGUGUCACCGGGACUGGUGGGGAGUCUGCAGAGGCUUCUCAAAUGCAGACUGGGAAAUGGAGGGUUCCCUCUUGUCGCGACUACCUGGAUCUAUUCAGGGGUCUCUUGGACUGUGAUCAUCUAAAGGACACUGGGUUUCUCGACAAGGGGUUUGAAACCCAGAACGCUACCCUGAGGUCUUUGAGCCGCCUGCUUUAUGAUGAACUGGUGAAAUCCAUCCUGAGGAUUGUGGAGAAGCUGGACCUCUCAGUUCAGAAUGUCCACACCGAGAAGGAGGAUCAGGAUGACCAGGUCAGCAGCAGUAUGGUUCUGCCGUCCUCUGAUCCAACAGCCCACCUCCUUCCCAACAAACCCAAGGACUUCACUGCCUUCAUCAACCUGGUUGAUUUCUGCAGUGAGUUGCUCCUGAAGAAGCGUCUGGACUAUUUUGGGCAGUGGGUGUACCCUUUGAGCCACGAGCUGAUCCUUCAGUCCAUAAGAGCCCCGCUUGUCAGUGGCUUCUACAAGCUACUCUCUGUCUCCAUGGAAGUAGCCAAGAGAAUCAAGUACUUCCAGGGCGUCGGACCCAAAAGCGCUCAAAGCAGCGCCUGCUUUGCACUCUUCUCAAAGUUUGGAAAAGAGGUGGCUGUGAGAAUGAAGCAGUAUAAAGAUGAGCUCCUGGCCUCCUGCUUGACCUUCGUUCUCUCCCUUCAUCAUGACAUAGUUGCUCUGGACAUCAAGGCAUACAUCUCCCCACUUCAGGUGGCUCUGAAGCUGGGCCUGAGCCAUGCCCCACUGGCCAAUGCAGCGCUGGACGCUCUGGAGUCGUGGUCGUCACGUAUUCCCCGGGACACCAUGCAGCCAUACUACAGGGAGAUCCUGCCCCACCUCGACGGAUACCUGAAAACAGCCGCUGCUGACGACAAGGAUGAGAGCCCCUGGGAGGUGACGUCUCUAUCCACGGGAAAAGAAAAAGGAUACAGCAAAGUGAUGGCUAAGCUCCUGAAGAGAUCCAAGAAGGUUGCCAUGGAGGAAGCUUCUCCCAUUGCCAUGGUGAGGAAGAGGGUGGUGCGGUUGCUGGGACACCUGGGAGGGCAGCUGAACAGGAAUCUGGUGACCGCGACCUCAGCCGAGGAGAUGAUGAAGAAGUUUGUGGCCUGGGACUCUGAGAAAAGACUGAGCUUCGCUGUGCCUUUCACUGACAUGAAGCCCGUCAUCUACCUCGACCCCUUUCUACCUCGCAUCACAGAGCUGGCGCUGUCAACAAGUGACAGGCAAACCAAAGUGGCAGCCUGUGAGUUGCUCCAUAGCUUGGUGGUAUACAUGGUGGGCAAGGGUUCUCAGAUGGUGGAAGGGAAGAAGGGCAGCCUUCCUAUGUACAACCUGCACAAACGCCUGUUUCCUGUGCUGCUCCGGCUCGCCUGCGACGUGGACCAGGUAACAAGGCAGCUCUUCGAACCACUGGUGAUGCAGCUCAUCCACUGGUUCACCAACAACAAGAAAUUUGAAAGUCAGGACACAGUUGCUGUUUUGGAGGCUAUUAUGGAUGGCGUGAUAGACCCUGUGGAUAGCACACUUCGAGACUUCUGUGGCUGCUGCAUUCACGAGUUCAUCAAGUGGUCCAUUAAACAGACCACCCCCAAGCAACAAGAGAAGAGCCCAGCCAACAUCAAGUCUCUGUUCAAGCGCAUCUACAGCCUGGCCCUGCAUCCUAAUGGUUUUAAGAGGCUGGGUGCUGCUCUGGCUUUCAACAGUAUCUACCGACUAUUCAGAGAAGAGAAUUCCCUGGUGGAGCAGUUUGUCUUUGAAGCACUGGUGGUAUUCGUUGAAAGCCUGGGACUGGCCCAUUCAGACGAGAGAUCCUUGGGAACCUUGCAACAGUGUGGAAGUGCUAUCGACCACCUUAAGAGGAUCAUCAAGUACAAGGCUUCCAACCUCAAUCAGCAGAACACCAAGAGGCGGAUUCCAAGGGGCUUUCCCCCUGAUGAAAAUGUGUGUUUGUCCGAUGUUGUUAUGUGGCUUCUGGAGCAGUGUGGGCGACCUCAAACAGAGUGCCGGCACAAGUGCAUGGAGCUUUUCUACGAGCUUGUGCCCCUGCUACCAGGAGAGAGGUCUCCGUCCCAAUGGCUGCAGGAGCUGUUGCAGCAGCGUGGUGUGGGCUUCCUCAUCUCCAGGCUGGAGGGUGGAGGGCUGCUCUCCCAGCCCACCCUCAGGCACCUGGCCGGCCCCUUCACCGUCAGGGCCGCGCUGCAGUGGAUGGACCUGUUGCUGGCUGCCCUCGACUGCUACAACACAUUCAUCGGCCUACACAUCAUCAAGCCCCAGCAGAUACUAGGCUCUGAUGAGAAAUCCAGCUUUUUGAAUGCCUUGGGCUUCUUCCUUGCUGAACUGGCCACCAAGGAGCUGGAGGCAGCAGAGGGCUGUUUCAGAGCAGGCCAGAGAAUCUCCCUUUUCAGUCCCAGAGAGAGAGACCAGUACAACUACAGCAAGUGCACCAUCAUCGUACGACUCAUGGAGUUUGCCACGGUGGUACUGGUCAAAUGCCAACAGGACUUUUGGAAGCUACUGGAGAAGGAUCUGUUUGACUCUGCCUUUUUGGAGCUGGUGGCUCUGACUGUCUGUGAACCCUCGUUUAUUGGCUUCAACAUGGCUGACCUGGAAGUGAUGAAGCACCUGCCAGAGGUGUGUGUUCCCCUGCUGAAGGCCCUGCUGGUCUCACCCUACAGAGAGGAUCUGGAGGACAGCCUCAGGAAGAGGAUAUCCCAGCAAAGUGUGGGGGACUUGUGUAGCGUGGACCUUUACCAUCCAGACACUUGUACCAGCCAUGCCAAUAUGGAGAUGCUUCUCUCCGCCUGCAAACAGAUUCACAAAGCAGGCUUCCUCAGCUCCCUUCUGCACAGCCAGGAUCUCAGUUACUCACAGUCCCUGGGAUCCAAACUCCUCCUGGCGGUAUACAAAGGCAUCGCCCCCGGAGAGGAGAGGAAGGCCCUCCCUUCCAUGGACGUGAGCAGCAGGAGGCUAGCCGACGGACUGGUGCAGCUGGCCUUCUCCCUGGGUGGACAGAGUGAGCAGCUGGUAGAGCUGCUUUUGAACACCAUCAUGCUGUCUGUGCCUCUGGCGGGCAGCCGCAAGCAGAACUUCCUCAGCUUCUCUCAUGGAGAGUACUUCUACAGCCUCUUCCAGAUGACCCUCAAUGCAGAGCUGCUCAGCAACCUGGAUACCACCGUAACGCUGCUCAUGAAAGCCGCCACCCAAAACCCUAGCAUGGUUAGCGUGCUGCUGAACGGCAUGCUGGACCACAGUUUCCGGGAGCGCUCGAUGAGGAAGAGCCAGGGCAGUCGGCUGGUGGAGUGGAUACUGCAGAGGUGGGAGCUGCUGAGGCCGUGGUGGGGCAACAAUGCCUCCACGUCAGAAAGUAAAACCGCCACCCUCACAUUGCUCUCCAAGGUUCUACAGAUUGAUUCAUCUGUGUGCUCCAAUGCCGGCCACCAAGCAUUCCAACUGGUGUUCUCCACGUUCACUACUCUCAUCGUUGACAUGGCCCUGCCGUUGAAUCUCAAGAGCCAGGCACUGAUCAUGCUGCCAUUCUUCACCACCCUGCCGGAGGAGCCCCUGGCCCAGCUGCAGACGUCCCUGGAGGCACUGGUGGCAUCCCACUUCCCGAUGCAGUCAGACGAGUUCCCCCGUGGCUCCCUGCACCGCAACAACUACAUGGACUGUCUUCGAAAGUUUUUGGAUGCCCUAGAACUCUCUCAAAGUCCUCUUCUGCUGAAAUUAAUGGCCGGAGUUCUGUGCCGCGAUACAAAGCACAUUAUGGAGGACUUGUUCCAAACGUGUUUCCAGAGAAUUGCUAGACGGUCCAGUGGUGAGCGAAUGGUGCAGCUGUUAUGUGCCGUGUACAAGACCAUCCAGCAGGGUGACGUGCCUGUCCCCUCCAUGCUCCAAGCCAUGCUGGAGAGAGUGCUGCUACCAUUAGCCUCUUACUGCAGCCCAAAAGCCCUGGCUGAAUUCUUCAGCGCUAACGUCGGUGACAUCAUGGCGGCACUGCUCGCUCGCUUUACCAAGUCCAACGAAGCGGCUUAUGAGGCCCAGUUGAUUAAGAAGAAUGGCUGCUACAAACUGAUGGAGUUGCUCUACUCUCGCCUGCCUAAAGAGGAGGUUUACUCCAAAGACUCCCAGAUCAACCAGGCCUACUGUGGAACCACAGUCAAAACAGAGGGCAACGAACUGUCAAAGACUCUCAUCAAGUCAUGCUUUGAAGCCUUCACGGAGAACAUGACAGGAGAAACUCAGCUCUUGGAGAUCAGGAGGCAGUACCAUUGUGCUGGGUAUAACUGUGCCAUCGCAGUCAUCAGCUGUAGCUUCAACGAGACCAAGUUCUACCAAGGCUUCCUCUUCACAGAGAAACCUGAGAAGAAUCAAUUCAUAUUCGAGAAUCUCAUUGAUACCCAAAGGACGUACAGAUUCCCUAUUGAAAUUGAGGUUCCUAUGGAGAGGAAGAAGAAAUACGUCAUGAUUCGGAAAGAAGUGAGCGAGGAGAACGGAGAGGAGCCAGUAUACCUCUCCUCUCAGUCCUACAUGGCUGACAGCAGUCUGAGUGAGGAGAUGAGUCAGUUUGACUUCUCAACCGGAGUCCAGAGCUUCUCCUACAAUUCUCAGAAUCCUGCGGGGCAAAGUCGCACAGUCAGGAAGCGGAGAGCCGAGACCAUUUCGGCUCAGGAGGAGACUGUGGACCUGGAGAUGGAUGAACUGAACCAACACGAGUGCAUGGCGGCCAUGACGUCUCUGGUGGGCCACAUGCAGAGGAACAACAUCACUCCCAGAGUUGAACAGGGAGGUGUACCCAGUGAACUCCCACCCUGGAUGAAGUUCCUGCAAGGAAAGUUGGCAAAUCCAGCCACACCGCUAAAUAUCCGACUUUUCAUCGCAAAGCUGAUAAUCAACACAGAGGAGGUUUUCCGUCCAUACGCCAGGCUGUGGCUGGGGCCGCUCCUACAGCUGGUGGUCUCUGGGAACAACGGGGGUGAAGGGAUCCACUUCAUGGUGGUGGACAUAGUGGUCACAGUGCUCUCCUGGAUUGGCCUGGCCACCCCCAAGGGCAACACUAGAGAUGAAGUCCUGGCCAAUCGUCUGCUGGAGUUCCUGAUGAGGAACAGCUUCCACCCCAAGAGACCAGUCUUCAGACACAACCUGGAGAUCAUUCGCACUGUGGUGGAGUGCUGGAAGGACUGUCUGGAUGUGCCCUACAACCUGAUCUACGAGCGUUUCUGCGGCACAGACCCAAACAGUAAGGAUAACUCAGUAGGACUCCAGCUGCUGGGCAUCGUUCUGGCCAACAGCCUCCCUGCCUACGAUGCCACGAAGUGUGAUAUCGAGUACGACAGGUAUAUCCAGUCCCUGACCAACAACCUGGCCUUCACCAGAUAUAAGGAGGUCUACUCUGCAGCCGCUGAGAUCAUCGGUCUUAUCUUGAAGAACAUGACUGAAAAGGACAGUGAACCUGAUGUAUCACUGCUCAGUCUCACUGUAAAUAAAUUAAAAGAUCUGAAGAAAAAAGACCUGGAUGACAAAUUCAUUAUCUGCUUGAGCAAAGUUUCCAAACACUUUCCUCCCUUUAUGGACCGGUUUGUCAACGUAGUGUCCUACCUGCUGCCGAAGCUGCACGGCAUGUUGAAGACCCACUGUCUGGAGUGUGUUUUCAGCCGGGCCGAAGUCAUCCCAGACAUCUACCUGCUGCUGAAGACCAAGGGAUUCACCCAGAUCAUGGCCCACAGGGAUGAGGUGAGACAGAGAGUGUGUCUGGACAUCAUCCACAAGAUCCUGGCCAAGCUGAAGCCAGUGGAGCUCCAGGAGGUCCUGGGAGCCGUCACAGCAUUCAUCUCCCACCCCUCGCCGGCCUGCAGAGAGAGGAUGUAUGACAUCCUCAUGUGGAUUCAGGAUAACUACAGUGAUGUAGAGAGUCAGUCUGACAGUGUUUCGGUGGAAGUGUUCAACGAGGCAAAGGAAACCCUGCUUCAGGGACUUACUGAUGGAAACCAAGGGCUGCAGCUGUACGUGCGUAACUUCUGGAGCCACGAGAAGCGCCUGCCCAAAGCCACCCUGGAGCGCAUGCUGGUGUUGCUGCACUCUCUAUACUCCAGUCGCAUCGAGGAACACUUCCUCAGUCUGGCCACUAACCUGCUCCUGGAGAUGACCAGCCAGAGUCCAGACUACACACGCAACAUGUUUGAGUACCCGCUGUCCGAGUGCAAGUUCCAGGACUAUGUGAUUGAUUCGAACUGGCGUCUCAGGAGCACCGUCCUAACCCCGAUGUUUGUGGAAACUCAAGCCACACAGGGAGCCACGCAGGGCCUGGAGAGCUCCACGUCUCAACCAGGGACUGUGAGGAACCAGCUCCGAGCAACACAAGGCUCACUGGAGUUCAGCCAGACUCAAGCUCCAGGCCGGCACUCCGGCUAUAACUGGUUGACCGGCAGCAGCGUGGACACUCUGGCUGAGUACUCGCUGUCCUCUGAGUCCCUUUCCGCUCUACUCGUGUUCGACAAGAAGAAGCCGGCUGCUUGGAGGCCCACCGGGGACGGCUUUGGCACCAGGCGCCUCGCCUCGCCUUCUGACGAGGGUGACAGCCGCAGCAAAGCUCAGAGUGAACAACGCGCCGACAUCCUGAGGCUGAGGAGACGCUUCCUCAAGGACCAAGAGAAAGUCAGCUUGGGCUUCGCCAAGAAGGAAAUACGCCACCAAAGACAGGAGAAGGACAAGAUGGCCGACCAGAGGCUAAGAAAGGAGGCCCAGGUCACUCUGUACCGCAGCUACAGAUCCGGAGACUUGCCUGAUAUCCAGAUCCAGCACAGUAGCCUCAUCGCUCCCCUGCAGGCUCUGGCACAGAGAGAUCCCACACUGGCCAAGCAGCUGUUCAGCUCUCUCUUUGCUGGUGUCCUGCAAGAAAUGGACGGCUUGGAGAAGUCUAAUGAGGAGAAGAAGAGGAUCAAGGAGGAGCUACUGAGGGAUAUGAACGGGUUCCUAAGCAAGAGUACCCUUUACUUUCCUCCUUUUGUUGCAUGUGUGCAGGACAUGAGCUACCAGCACAAGGAUCUGCUCCAGAUGCAGCCUGCAGCAGUGAGCUCCAGCUGCCUGGCCAGCCUCCAGCAGCCCACUGGCAUCCUGUUGCUGGAGGAGGGCUUGGUCCAGGGCUGCAGCCCCGAAGAGCCCCCUGCCAAACGGGCCCGCGGCGGACGCAAAGAGGUCCCUCCAGACACAGAGAAAUGGAUUCAUCUGGCAAAACUCUACAGAUCUCUAGGCGACUACGAUGUCGUUCGGGGGAUCUUUGGCGGCAAGAUUGGGACCAAGUCCAUCACAUGCACUGCUCUGCAAGCGGAAGCCAGCAGCAACUAUGCUGAGGCAGUGAGGCUCUACAACGAGGCGCUCAACACGGAGUGGAGUGACGGCGAGCCCACGGACACAGAGAAGGACUUCUGGGAAAUGGCGGCCCUGGAGGCAUACAGCCAUCUGACAGAGUGGAAGUCUCUGCAGUACUGCUCUAUCGUCAACAUCGACCAGGAACAGCCAGUCAACCUGGACAAGAUGUGGGCAGAACCCUUCUAUCAGGAAACAUACCUGCAGUAUAUGAUGCGCAGUAUGUUGAAGCAGCUGCAGCUGGGGGAGAGGGACCAGGCUCUGCUCAGCUUCGUGGACAGUGCCAUGAAGGUGGAAGAGCGCAAGGCCCUGCUGGAGAGCCACUACAGCCAGGAACUCAGUCUGCUCUACAUCCUGCAGGAGGACUACGACCGCGCCAAGUAUUACGCCAACAACUGCUUGCAGGUCUUCAUGCAGAACUACUCUAGUGUGGACUCUCUGCUGAACCGCAGCCGGUUGACCAUUCUGCAGUCGGUGCAGGCUUUGACAGAGAUCCAGGACUUCCUCCAGUUCAUCACUGGAGAGGUUUCCAUUAACUCCCUACAAAACCUCAUUAGACGAUGGAUUGACCGCUACCCUGACGCCAAAAUGGAUCCAAUGAAUGUAUGGGAUGAUAUCAUUACGUCUCGAUGUUUCUUCCUGGACAAGAUAUGCGAGAAGCUCAGCAACCAGGCCACUAGUGACACCAUGGAGGUGGACGGGGCAGACCUGGACCAAGCCCAGGACCUCGACACUAUUGUCAAGGACUGCAAGUUUAGCAUGAAGCUAUGCAUGGCUGACAGCGCUUGGAAACAGAGCAACUUCCCUGUAGCCACCAAGCUGCUGAAGGAGCUCCACCGAGAGGCCAAGACUCAGAGAGGCUGGCUGCUGCGUUGGGUCCACAGCUUCAGUCGCUUCAGCCACAAACGCAGCCUGGGUCAGGGGCCCGUGGAGCAGAUCGCCACCAUGCUGAAGGCUAUCCCACUGCUGGAUGACCUUCAGGCCGAGUGCCAGAGUGCCAGAGGCCAUGUUUUCAGAGACCAGAGGAUCCUGUUGGGAACGUCCUACCACAUCAUGGCCUCGGCUGUGAGCAGGAGCCCCUCAGUUCUGGAGAGCAUUGGGAGAGAGAAGGCAGACAGGGUUCUGCAGCUAGCUGGGUCUUCCUCAACAGCUAGUCAGCAGAAGGCGGUGGUAGGGCUGCAGAUGCGAGCUCUGGAGUUGUUCAGUGGUGCCGUAAGGAGGGCGGAUGAGGAAGUCCAGUCCUACACUCAGGAGUGUUUAAACACCAGCGGCAUCGUCGAGGCCUACAUGGCUCUGGCCAACUUCUGUGACCAAAGAUUGCGCGAAGAGGAGCAAAGCAGUAACAUUAGUGAUUUCCCUGAGCUGGCCACCCUGCCUGCUCACGUGGUAGAGAGCAUGCUCAAAGCCCUGAAGCUGAACUCAGAAGAGGCCCGGCUCAGGUUCCCCCGUCUCCUGCAGAUCAUCGAGCUCUACCCUGCUGAGACUCUGGACCUCAUGGCCAAAGAGAUGGUGACGGUGCCCUGCUGGCUGUUGAUUGGCUGGAUCAGUCAGAUGAUGGCCUUGUUGGACAAGCCCGAGGCUGUGGCGGUGCAGCAUAUGAUUGGUCAGAUUGCAGAGUGCUACCCCCAGGCGCUGGUCUACCCCUACAUGAUCAGCAGUGAGAGCUACCACUUUGAGGACUCGGCCAGUGGACACAAACACCAGGAGUUUGUCGACAGGCUCAAGUCCCUAUUGGAUAAAGGCGGUGCUGUGCGGGACUUUGUUGAUGCCCUCCAGCAGCUAACAAACCCUGAAAUGCUUUUCAAGGAUUGGUGGGACGAUGUAAAAACUGAAUGUGAGAAAACGAGUUUCGAUAAGAAGAGGAUGAGGAACAUGUAUGAAGAAAUGUAUUCUUCCCUCUGCGAUCAGAAGUCACAAGGCCUUGGCGCAUUCCGCCAGAGGUUUAUACAGAAAUUUGCCAAGGAAGUGGAGAAGUGGUUGGGCCGUGGUGGUGCCAAGCUUUUUGAGAAGCGGAGAGACAAGGCCUUCCUGAGGCAGGUGGACACAGACCUGAUCAGCUCCAUGCGCAAGUCCCAGAAAGAGCCAGGGAACCUGAAGGAAUACUCCCCCUGGCUGAGCGGCUUCAAAGCCGACUCACUCCGGAACGAGCUGGAAGUCCCAGGGCAAUAUAACAGCAGAUCCAAACCUUUGCCAGAGUAUCAUGCAAAAAUUACAGGAUUUGAUGAAAGGGUAAAGGUGAUGAACUCCAUCCGGCGGCCCAAGUGUCUGAUCUUGCGCGGGGACGACGAGCGGGAGUACCCAUUUUUGGUGAAGGGCGGAGAGGACCUCCGUCAGGACCAGCGCAUCGAACAGCUCUUCGCCGUCAUGAACAUCCUCCUGGCCCAGAAUACCACCUGCGCCCACAGCAGCAUGCAGCUCCGAACCUACCAGGUGGUGCCCAUAACCACCAGAAUUGGACUGAUUGAGUGGAUGGAGAAUACAUGUACGCUAAAAGACCUGCUACUCCGCACCAGGACUGAGGAGGAGCAGCAGACUCUAACUAGACCGAAUGAAGUCUAUGAAAACUGGCUCACCAAAGUCACCAAGUCAGAUGCUCGUCAAAUACAAGGUAUCGGACGCUAUGCUGAGUCUUACAAGAUGGCAAAUCGCAAUGAAACAGUUAAUAAUUUCAUGAAGAUGGAACAGCUUGUACCGGCCGAUCUGCUGAGGAGAGCGUUUGUCAGGAUGAGCACCACCCCCGAAGCCUUCCUCUCUCUGCGCUCCCACUUCACCAGCUCCCAUGCUUUGCUCUGUAUCAGCCAAUGGCUCCUGGGCAUCGGCGACCGUCACCUCUCCAACUUCAUGAUCAACAUGGAGACCGGUGGUAUGAUCGGAAUCGACUUUGGCCACGCCUUUGGUUCUGCCACACAGUUCCUCCCCGUGCCAGAGCUGAUGCCAUUCCGCUUGACGAGGCAGUUUGUGAAUCUGAUGCAACCUAUGAAACAGUCGGGCCUGAUCCAGAGUGUGAUGGUGCAUUCGUUGAGAGCCUACAGGGCCAACCCUGAGCUGCUGCUCAACACCAUGGAUGUGUUUGUCAAGGAGCCAUCUCUGGACUGGAAGAACUUUGAGCUGAAACAGCUGAAGAAGGGAGGCACUUGGACUGAGAGCGUCAACAUAAAAGAAAUUAACUGGUACCCUCUACAGAAAGUCAACUUUGCCAGAAGAAAACUAGAAGGAGCAAACCCUGCCACCAUAACCAGUGAGGAGCUGAAGCUGGGCUUUGAGAAGGACUCUGCCUUCAAGGCCAUGCAGUCUGUGGCAUUGGGAAAUGAGGAGCAUAAUGUGCGUGCCCGGCUGGGGCCCGACGGCCUGUCGGUAGAGAGCCAGGUGGACUGUCUUUUGGAUCAGGCCAUGGACCCCAACAUUCUAGGGAGGGUCUGGGUGGGCUGGGAGCCCUGGAUCUGAAAUGCACACAUCUCUCCCAAUGAGGCCCCUCCGAGACACAACUUAACUAUGUUUGAAUACUUUAAAAACACAUCCUUCCCUGAAGUAAUCACUGAUUCAACAAAAAUGUUAUGCAUGUCAGCAAUCAAGUUUAAUAUCACUUUCUAAAUACAUAAAUACAGCCGUUGCGUCAUACAAAGCAAAAUGCACAAAACCCGGCUGUACUGCUGUAUUUUGAAAGUUGUAUAUAUUAAACUUAAUUGCUGACAUACAUUUUGGGACUACAUCAACAAUGGACUAAUGAAAAAAAUACCAAAUUAUAACUUUAGGGUGGAAUUUUCCUUUAAGGAUCAGAGAUUUCUUCAAGGGAACGAGGAAGCAUGUGUUCCUAUAGUAUUCAAACAGGACCAAUGGACUGUUGCCCACGAUAUAGUGCUGAUGUUGUUCCUUAUAGAUUAUGAAGUCCUUUCUUCAGUCUUUUUAUGAUUGUUUAAAAAAAUGCUUAAAUGAAUUCUAACACACUCAAAUUAGACGCUUCAUUGUUUAACUGUUUGUUUGGAAGGCACUGCAUGGUGAAUCAUUGAAUAAAACAGCAGUCCUUCGCUGUG